GUUUUUAAUGAUAGGCCACGCGCCGAAUAAAUUGACUUGCCAGUGCCGAGCCCAUUUGUCCUUUGGCUGCGGCCCCAACAUGAGGUUCCUGCCCAAGCUGGAGCGUAAGUUUCGACGCUGGAAAAAGCUAAAGAAGCCACCAUUAUUGCGUAAGCUAGAUGCACUCUUCAAAAGUGCGCAUAAAGGACAUCGUCCAGAGGACAGUGCCAAGCGGGUGCAAAGGGAAAACGGCAAGGAUAUCAAAAAUGAGCUGAGCUACAAAUCACGUGAACAAUUUAUGUACAACGGCAGUUUCCAUGAGGCAGUUGGCUCGGUCCUGCUGACCGCCCAGUGCUUUGCCUUGAUGCCGGUGCGAGGAGUCACGGCCAAGCAUCCGAGCAGCUUGAGGUUCUCGUGGCGCUAUGUGCGCACCUGCUGCUGCCUGUUGUUCAUGGUGUCCAUGCUGAUCAACCUUAGCUUUACCAUUUACAAAGUGCUGCAUGGCUCGAUAACAUUCAACUCGAUCCGACCCUUAAUCUUCAAGAGCUGCAUCUUCUUGGUGUGCGGCAAGGCUCUUAGCUUGGCGCGGCAGUGGCCCGACCUGAUGAUGAAGUGGUACCAGAUCGAACAGGAUCUACCACAGUAUCAGACGCAGUUCGAGAAGAGGCGCAUGGCUCAGACCAUCAGAAUGGUCAUGCUCGUGGGAAUGAUGUUGUCCUUUGCGGAACACUUGCUGAGCAUUGUCUCGGCCAUUAAUUAUGCUGCGUUUUGCAAUCGCACGGAUGAUCCCAUACAGAACUUCUUCGAGCUGACCAACGAUGAGAUCUUCUAUGUUCUGAACUACUCCGCGCCGCUUGCCCUGUGGGGCAAGCUACAAAACGUUUACUCGACCUUCAUAUGGAACUAUAUGGACAUACUGGUUAUGAUAGUGAGCAUCGGCUUGGCGUCCAAAUUUCGCCAACUCAAUGAUAAUUUGCUUAAGUUCAAGGGACUCCAUAUGGCUGCGGCUUACUGGUCUGAGCGGCGUAUACAAUAUCGGAAUAUAUGCACGCUAUGCAGCACCAUGGAUGACGCCAUAUCCUUUAUCACUAUAAUAUCCUUUUCCAACAAUCUGUACUUCAUAUGUGUCCAACUACUGCGGAGUCUCAACACCAUGCCCUCGGUAGCUCAUACGGUGUACUUUUACUUCUCGCUCUUCUUUCUGAUUGGACGCACCCUGGCUGUCUCUUUAUAUGCGGCCAGCGUGCACGACGAGUCGCGUCGUCCGCUGCGGUAUUUGCGCUGCGUGCCAAAGGAGUCCUGGUGUCCGGAAGCCAUGCGAUUCGCCGAGGAGAUUACGAGUGACAUGGUGGCCCUGAGUGGGAUGAAGUUCUUCAAUUUGACACGUAAACUGGUGCUGAGUGUGGCUGGCACCAUCGUCACAUAUGAGUUGGUGCUGAUUCAGUUUCACGAGGAUCAGGAUCUGUGGACCUGCGACCAGAGCACCUAUUCGUAGAAACUGAAUAGAAACUCGCAUAAUAAAUCCAUUGGAAAAUUGUAUUUGCAUUUUUAUUAUCGUUUAAGCAAUAAGGAAACCAACAAAAGAUCGCUCCUUAAUAUCAAUCGGUUACAUGCUUAACUAAUUACACAACUACGUUCUUAUGCUCAUGUACGUGUAUGUGAGAUUGUAGAUUGUUAAAUAUCAAAUAUUCCUUUUGUUUUCCUUUUAAUACAAUGGUCACUAGUUCACUUACGGUCUAAUCUUCUAAUGUGUGGGCUAGAGGGCGAGUAGUGACUGGCAUGGGAUCUGCUUUCUGCAUUCGGGAUCGGUGUUCUUGGUGCUUUUGGUUGAUAAUGAUUUCGGUGUACAAUGCCAUCGAUGCAAAAGCUUCACACACAAAAUUCAGCUAAACAAUUUCAAUUAGAAACUCGCUUAAUAUUAAAUUCCGUUGAGUUUGGGCUCAUUACAUUCGUAAUAAUUCAUAAUAGUAUUUUGCUACGGUAAACAAGGUAACAUGUACGGAAGUCUGGUGGUUUUUAGUUGCUUAUUCGCAUGUUAACAUUGUUU
This is a messenger RNA of Drosophila arizonae, 2026 nucleotides long. It is a transcript of the gene Gr64f, whose product is annotated as Gustatory receptor 64f. The record is from RefSeq and is a predicted model, not a curated record. Gene Ontology annotation, cellular component: membrane. Gene Ontology annotation, biological process: detection of chemical stimulus involved in sensory perception of taste; sensory perception of sweet taste. NCBI's taxonomy places the organism in Eukaryota, Metazoa, Arthropoda, Insecta, Diptera, Drosophilidae. Gene Ontology annotation, molecular function: sweet taste receptor activity.